CAUUCAAUCAUUCCGAUACAAGUAACAAAACACCGAACAAGGCAGAAAAAUCUUAUUUUUAGCCUUUCAACAAAAAAAUUUAAUUGGGCAACUGAAAAAUAUGCUGUUGACGCGUUUAAGUCACGCCCUGCCAGGACGUUCGUCAAGCGUUCUCUUGGGCCAGAUCACAGGGCAGCGGGUAUGGCAAUCGACCAAGGUCAUGUCGCUGCUGAACAAGAAUCCUUGGACAUUGCCAUCGAUGGGACGGGGCAAGUCUUUGAUACCAAAGAAGCAACUACAGAAUAUGCUGCGACGGGACUAUUCACGUGAGUCCAAGGAUCGCGAACGUUCGCAUCUGGAGAGCCGUACGCGUGGACCCUCGCUCAAGGAUCGCCUGAUGGGACCGCCCAGCGAGAAUGCCUACUCGAUGGGCAAAGGUGCGGCAGCAGGAGCUGCCCUCAUGGGUCUCGUGGGUCUCUGCUACUACGGUCUGGGCCUGUCCAAGCAAGCCAGUGUCUAUGAUCAUUCGAUGAUGUGGCCGCAGUAUGUGAGGGAUCGCAUCCAUGCCACCUAUGCGUACUUUGGGGCAUCGUGUGGCAUUACAGCUGCUGCAGCGGCUGCCUUUUUCCAGUCUGAGGCCAUCAUGAAUCUGAUGACACGCUCCGGUAUGAUUGCCGGGCUCAUUACCCUGGGCGUGGUGAUGGCCACUGGUGCCAUUACCCACGCAAUCGAAUACGAGGAAGGAUUCGGGGUGAAGCAGCUGGCCUGGCUGGCGCACUGUACCGUUCUGGGCGCCGUGCUGGCUCCCAUGUGCCUCCUGGGUGGUCCGAUUCUGACCAGGGCCAUGCUCUACACGGGCGGUAUUGUUGGCGCCCUAUCCACGGUGGCCGCGUGUGCACCAAGCGAUAAAUUUCUCCACCUGGGCGGUCCAUUGGCCAUUGGAUUGGGCGUGGUCUUUGCCUCAUCUUUGGCGGGCAUGUGGCUGCCACCGACGUCGGCCUUGGGCGCUGGCCUGGCCAGCAUGUCACUCUACGGUGGAUUGAUCUUGUUCAGCGGAUUUCUGCUCUACGACACGCAGCGAAUCGUACGCGCAGCCGAGUUGCAUCCACAGCAUGGCGUUUCCAAAUUUGAUCCCAUCAAUAUGGCUCUGGCCAUAUAUAUGGAUGCUCUCAAUAUAUUUAUACGCAUUGCCAUGAUUCUUGCCACCGAGAAUCAGCGCAAGAAGUAGAAGCGAAUCAAACAAUCGGACAAUCGGAAUUGGGUUUUAGGUUGAAGAAAAUCAUUCAAAUAUAAAUUGAAAAAUGGGACGAAUCAAAAUUGAAACACAGUACAUUGUUAACUUAAUUAAAAAAAUGGUCAGCACACGAAAUAAAUAUGAAAUCACAUAAGAAAUUCUUUGUGCAU
Molecule: messenger RNA, 1383 nt
Organism: Drosophila obscura
Lineage: Eukaryota; Metazoa; Arthropoda; Insecta; Diptera; Drosophilidae
Gene: Mics1
Product: growth hormone-inducible transmembrane protein
Exons: 1
Coding region: 101-1207 (368 amino acids)
Cellular component (GO): mitochondrial inner membrane
Source: RefSeq, a predicted model, not a curated record